CACAAUAAGAAGAACAAGAAGAAGUUAGCUAUGCCGAUCCGAUCUAGCCCCUUCUUCAAUAUGGAUAGCUCGGCUGUGCUCUCGCUCUUGCGGCACACGGGAAAUUCCGUGGACUCUAAACAUUCGAAGAAAUCUUCCGGAAGCAUUGGUGGAGGGGUUCUCAAAAUGUUCAAGCUCAUACCAAUGCUAUCAUCUGGUUGCAAGAUGGUUAACUUGUUAAGCCGAGGGCAUCGAAGACCUUUACUUAAAGACUACGCAACAACGGGAACAAUAUUCGGUUUUCGCAAAGGGAGAGUCUUUCUUGCAAUUCAAGAAGACCCUCAUUGCCUACCAAUGUUCAUCAUCGAGCUCCCGAUGCUAACUUCGGCGCUACAAAAGGAAAUGGCCUCGGAGACAGUGAGGAUUGCUUUAGAAAGCGAGACAAAGACAUCUAGGAAGAAGGUGUUGGAAGAGUACGUAUGGGGGAUUUAUUGUAACGGCCGAAAAAUCGGGUAUUCGAUAAGGAGAAAGAACAUGAGUGAGGAGGAGAUGUAUGUGAUUGAUGCACUAAGAGGUGUUUCAAUGGGUGCUGGAGUGUUACCUUGUAAGAACCAAUAUGAUCAAGAGACAGAAGGAGAAAUGACUUACAUGAGAGCUCGAUUCGAUAGAGUGAUUGGUUCUAAAGACUCUGAAGCAUUGUAUAUGAUCAACCCUGAAGGUAGUGGUCAGGGCACAGAGCUUAGUAUUUACUUUCUCAGGUCUCAUUAACUGUUUGUUACACUUUUCUAUUUUUGACGUCCUUUGUUACUAUGUUAAAUGGUGAUAAAAUAUUUUCUUUAGAAACUUAAUAUUUU
This is a messenger RNA of Capsella rubella, 833 nucleotides long. Its product is annotated as protein MIZU-KUSSEI 1. The record is from RefSeq and is a predicted model, not a curated record. The transcript has a single exon. Gene Ontology annotation, biological process: hydrotropism. Lineage: Eukaryota; Viridiplantae; Streptophyta; Magnoliopsida; Brassicales; Brassicaceae. The coding region runs from base 31 to 747 and encodes 238 amino acids.